Molecule: messenger RNA, 765 nt
Organism: Loa loa (African eye worm)
Lineage: Eukaryota; Metazoa; Nematoda; Chromadorea; Rhabditida; Onchocercidae
Exons: 7
Coding region: 1-765 (254 amino acids)
Source: RefSeq, a predicted model, not a curated record
AUGACUGCUUGCGAUUGCUUUUCAACAAAAGGAAAUACAGCAAUAGAUCGAUGCAAUGAUAACUUUGCUAGUGUGCUACGACAGAUCGAAAAUGAAACUCAAAGAGAUUUGAGGCGACAACAUUUGCUUGAUGAGCGUCUUCGUACCUUGGCGCAAGAACCUAAACGAUGUGAGAAUCCACUGCGGUAUCAAUUGAUUCCACAACGCUAUCGUAUGAAACACCAGGGCUAUGCAGUUUGUCGCCUGUGUGCGGAACAAUCAUGUCAUCAUCCCGUACCGCCUUACACCAGCUUCAGUCAGAUGGAUUAUUUGAGGGAAAACUUACCUGAACAUCCUGCAAGAACCAUGAAUAAUGAUGAAUGUUACCUUACGGUUGAACUUGGUUGCUGUUUAGCCCGGAUUACGCAUUUGAUGUCUGCUUCCGUGAAAGCACUAAAGGAACUGGAAUUUGUCUCCGGCAAUAUGUAUCCGAUGCUAGGCAAUGAUAUCACAUAUUUAAAUGGUCUAUAUCUCCGAAUGAAAUCGAACUAUACACAAUACCGUACUUUGAAAAUGAAGCAGAUGACACCGGACAACAAGGCAUUACCACUUACUGUCGAAGCUGUUGAACUUUUCCAAAAAUCACAGGAUGCUAAUGACAAAGUGCAUUGCAAUUUGCUUGAGGAUGCUGUUGAUGAAGGUAACAAACGAUCUUUUGAAGGAGACCUACACAAAAUAUCGAAUACGGUUAAUUUUCGUAAUUUUAGUGAAAGUGAUCGGAUUUGA